Messenger RNA from Panicum hallii, 2795 nucleotides. Its product is annotated as CBL-interacting protein kinase 3-like. The record is from RefSeq and is a predicted model, not a curated record. Gene Ontology annotation, molecular function: protein kinase activity; ATP binding. The transcript is spliced from 15 exons. The coding region runs from base 1094 to 2440 and encodes 448 amino acids. Lineage: Eukaryota; Viridiplantae; Streptophyta; Magnoliopsida; Poales; Poaceae. Gene Ontology annotation, biological process: signal transduction; protein phosphorylation.
GAGAGAGAGAGAGAGAGAGAGAGAGGAGACUAGCAGGGAGACACCGGUGACAAGGGGCAAUGGUGCGUGUCCGCUGCGCUCUGCUUGGUCGCCGUGACGUAGCGCGAAUGCAAGUGUGUGUCCAAGCCUCCAAGGCAAGGCCGUUACGUUGGGGGCGGCGACCUCACGUAAACUGCCAAUUGACGCCUGCCUAGUACCUACCUAGCAGCAGGCACCUGCCAGGAAGCUUCCUGCCCUGCUCUCCAGGUCGUCGCAUGGCAUGCAGUUGCAGGCCAUCUGGCAUUCUGGCGGCCUGUUUCAUUCUUUCCGUUGCAUUGCAUUGUUGACUUGACUUGAUAAUGGCUUUGGCUUGAAGAAAGAAAGGAAGGAAGGAAGGACGAAAGGAUCAUCUAUCCAUCCAUCCAUCCAUCUCCUGUACAGUACUGUAUAUACGCGUCAGUUACGCAUGCGUGCUCACAUGACACAUCCCUUGUGUUGAACCAGCUAGCUGUAAUGUACUGUACGCGUCAGUCUAGCUUGUUGUUGACAUUGGACAUGGAUGAUGAGAUGAUCCAAUUUUCAUUCCCAUCCAUGGCAUGGUAUAGUAAGCAGCAACAACCUGGUCCAGGACAGAUUAAAGAUAACUACCCAUCAUCAUCAAUAAAAAAAGAGACCGUGAACCGUGUGUCUAGUGCGUAGCGUAGGCACCAGGCAGCAGGGGGCGCCCCGCCCACAGAGAGACACAGAAACCUGGGUGCCUUGCUUGAAGAGAAAGAUGAAACGGUUUGUCAAUUUCAACAAUCACAAGCAGUCUCGAAUUAUAGUAGAUUAAAAGCUGCUUUCUCUUGUGUCUUCUCUCGUCCUGUUGCUAUUUCCAACCUCUGCCUCUCUCGUCCCUUUCCUCUGCCUCUUCUUCACAUUCUUCACAUCUCUCUCUCUCUCUCUCUCUCUCUCUCUCAACCCAAAUCCGCCUCCCUCCUCUCUCUCUCUCUCUCUCUCUCUCUCUCUCUCUUCUGGCGCUCGGGAUGUUCAUGUCCUGACCACGCCGCUCUACGCACUUCUUCAAGGUCUCUGACAAUUGGUUUCAAGGCGAUUAGGAAGACAGUCUUGGAGCAUGUAUAGGGCCAAGAGAGCUGCUUCACUUAAAGUGAAGCGCUGCGUUGGCAACUAUGAGCUUGGCCGCACAAUUGGGGAAGGAACAUUUGCAAAGGUCCGGAUUGCAAAGAACAUGGAAACUGGGGAUCAUGUAGCUAUCAAGAUCAUUGGCAAAGCAAAGGUUCAGAAGCACAAAUUGGUUGAACAGAUUAAGCGGGAAAUUUGCACGAUGAAAUUAAUACAGCAUCCCAAUGUUGUCCGACUGUAUGAGGUGAUGGGAAGUAAAACGAGGAUUUACAUUGUUCUGGAAUUUGUUAUGGGCGGAGAGCUCCAUGAUAUCGUAGCCACAAGUGGAAGAUUGAAGGAGGAUGAAGCACGCAGAUACUUUCAGCAGCUGAUAAAUGCAGUAGAUUAUUGCCAUAGUAGGGGUGUAUACCACAGAGACUUGAAGCUAGAGAACCUGUUGCUUGAUAUUGCUGGAAACCUCAAAAUUUCAGAUUUUGGGUUAAGUGCUAUAUCUGACCAAGUGAAGAACGAUGGACUACUGCAUACUACAUGUGGAACACCUAACUAUGUUGCUCCAGAGGUUAUUGAUGACAAAGGCUAUGAUGGUGCCCUUGCAGACCUUUGGUCUUGUGGGGUAAUCCUGUUUGUGCUGCUUGCAGGACAUCUGCCUUUCGAGGAUGACAACAUUGCAUCCCUUUAUAAAAAGAUCUCAGGAGCUCAGUUUACAUGUCCUUCUUGGUUUUCUGCUGGAGCCAAGAGGCUGGUCACCAGAAUUCUGGAUCCUAAUCCUUCAACUCGGAUUACGGUUCCUCAAGUACAAAAGGAUCCAUGGUUCAAAAAGGGCUACAAGCCACCUGUUUUCGAUGAGAAAUUUCAAGCUACUCUAGAUGAUGUUCAUGCUGCUUUUGGAGACUCAGAGGAACUUCUUGUGACAGAGGAAAUGGAAGGGCAACCAACCUCGAUGAAUGCAUUUGAAUUGAUUUCAAUGAACAAGGGGCUGAAUCUGGAGAAUUUCUUUGAAUCUGAUAAGAAGUACAAGCGAGAAACAAGAUUUGCAUCGGAAUGUCCUCCGAAAGAAAUCAUCAAUAGAAUAGAAGAAGCUGCUAAGCCACUUGGGUUCGAUAUCCAAAAGAAAAACUACAAGAUGCUAAUGGAGAACCCAAAAGCAGGAAGAAAAGGAAAUCUAAAUGUCGCCACUGAGGUUUUCCAAGUGGCUCCAUCCCUGCAUGUGGUUGAGCUGAAGAAGGCAAAGGGAGAUACACUGGAGUUUCAAAAUUUCUACAGAACUCUGUCCACGGAGCUGAAGGACGUCGUUUGGGUAUGCGAUGAUCAAGGCAAAGACGGAGCCUCCACGCCAUGAAGCGGUUGCAGACGUUCAAGCUUACAGAACUUAGUGGGGGGCAAAAUGAGAAACUUAUUUUCCUUGUACAUAGCUCCCCUUGUUACAAAGGAGAAGUUUGAUGCGUAAUGUACAUAUAGGCUUCGACUGCAAAGGCAGCUUAAGGUUUUGGAUGAAUGAAGAGGUAGAUGAAGCGUAGAUCAGAAGGUUGGUUGUUCUUGUAGUGAAACACUGACAUGGUAUUCAGCUAUUCACAUUCAUUUGUUCAAUUUUCUCCGAAACUUUCUGGGAUGAUGGAGAUGAAUGUUUGUUAACUUGCGGAAGUUCAAACAGAAAUAGACCGUCGUCAUAUCUCAAUAAAGUUUGCUUACAAGAA